AUGGUCAAGCUUGGUGUUGUCUCCGAGACGAACGGUAAGAGGAAGUUUGGAAAGAAGGCUGAAUGUUUGAAUGAUGACCGAGUACUUGGAAGAAGAAACAAAGUCAAAACCAAAAUGGGUCAGAGGUAUGAAGAAAAGGUAAAGGCAGUGAGUCAAUCCGUCGAUAUUCAAGAAUGA
Messenger RNA from Sclerotinia sclerotiorum 1980 UF-70, 177 nucleotides. RefSeq lists its product with no specific name. NCBI's taxonomy places the organism in Eukaryota, Fungi, Ascomycota, Leotiomycetes, Helotiales, Sclerotiniaceae. The record is from RefSeq and is a predicted model, not a curated record. The transcript has 4 exons. Bases 1 to 177 code for a protein of 58 amino acids.